This is a messenger RNA of Pantherophis guttatus, 1986 nucleotides long. RefSeq names its product olfactory receptor 1L4-like. Gene Ontology annotation, biological process: G protein-coupled receptor signaling pathway. Lineage: Eukaryota; Metazoa; Chordata; Lepidosauria; Squamata; Colubridae. Gene Ontology annotation, molecular function: G protein-coupled receptor activity; olfactory receptor activity. The record is from RefSeq and is a predicted model, not a curated record. Gene Ontology annotation, cellular component: membrane.
UGGGAAUGAACCUGUAUAUCACUAGUAGGAUUGCACUCUUUAUUUCAAAGGCCAUUUCAAAGAGAACACAAUAUUUAGAUUAGAAUGUAACUGUAAGAGUGAUGAAUUACUACUAACAUGUUCUUUGUAUCUACUUGUAUAUAUGUAUUAGUUUUAUAUUUCUGAUAUGCCAUAAUCAAACAACUAGAUCAAUAAAUAUUCCAUCCCAUCCCAUUCCGAAUGUUGUACAUAACAACUCUGAUGUGUUACAUAUUCACAGUGUUUUCUUUAGGAUUAACAAAUCUGGGCUACAAAACUGGAUAAUCACUAAAUAAUAGCAAAGACUUACAGUUUUCUGUAUUUCUUUUUGCCAUCAGAUGGCCUUCUGGAUUUUUGCAGCCCAUGCCUGUUUGCCUAUGGUUGCUAUUGUGCUAUACAUUGGAUAUAUCUUAGUUGGAAUGUAAAACAGAACAGAAAGUUCACCAGAAAAAUGAUGGUCACUGAUGCCAAAAGGAGACCUGGAGAAGGUUAAUGCACCGGUAGUCUUGCUUCUCCUGGCAUUCAAUUAAUUUUUUCUGUCCACGCUCAGAUCCAUGGAUCGUGAAAAUUACAACACCAGCCACCCUGACUUUCUCCUCCUUGGCUUGUCCACUCGGCCAGAACAGGAGCGCUUCCUUUUUGUUACCUUCCUCGUUCUGUAUCUGCUGAACAUGACUGGGAACCUGCUGAUCAUCUUUUUGAUCCGUUCUGAUGCCCGGCUCCUCCAUGCACCUAUGUAUUUCUUUCUCAGUCACCUCUCCUUUGUGGACGUCUGCUUCACCUCAACUACAAUUCCCAAGAUGCUGCACAAUCUCCGCACAGGCUGCAAGAACAUUGCUUUCACUAACUGCAUGAUCCAGAUGUAUUUCUUUCUGGCCUUUGCUAUCACUGAAAACUUCCUGCUGGGCGCCAUGGCACUGGAUCGCUUUAUGGCCAUCUGCCUGCCAUUACGCUAUCCUGUGCUGAUGAAACCACUGCAGUGUCAUAUCAUGGUAUUUGUGGCAUGGUUGCUGGCCCACCUUCAUGCCCUCUUGCAUACUGUAUUGAUGUCCAGGCUUUCCUUCUGUGAUCAUCAUGAGAUACCUCAUUUCUUCUGUGACUUCCAGCCUUUAGUGGUGAUGGCCUGCUCUAAUAAGAGCCUCAGUGAAAUGUUGAGUUUCUUUGAAGGAGGAACAAUUAUUAUUGGCAACUUCAUUCUCAUUCUUGUCUCCUACAUUCGCAUUGUCCAAGUUGUGCUUCGGGUUCCUUCUGGCCAAGGUCGGAGCAAAGCCUUCCAAACCUGUGUUUCUCACCUAAUUGCUGUGACCCUCUUCUAUAGUUCUGCAAUUGGGGUCUAUUUCUGGCCACACUCUUCCUAUUCUGGGGACAAGGACAAGGUGGCUAUUGUUAUGUACACUGUGGUGACCCCCAUGCUCAACCCCUUCAUAUAUAGCCUAAGGAAUGCAGACAUGAAAGCUGCCCUCCACAGAGCACUGGAUAAACUAAGAAACGCUUUGCAGAAGUCACAGACUAUCAACAGCUGAUGUCAAAUAUGGGGUGCCAGAUCAAAAAUAGAAGAAGUAUAAUUCUUUGGAGAAGUUUAUUUGAUGCAGUGUCUUACACAUUUAGCAUGUUUUUUUUGAUUCCUAAAGAACCAAAUUUUUAUUUUUAACCCAGUAUGUGAGUCUUCACAUUUUGGUUUUUUUAAAAAAAUGAACAUACAGAGUUUAUGUUCAUCUUCCUCAGCUAAGUGCUCACCCGAAUGUUGAACUACAACUCCCAUCAAACAGUCAAACAGUGUAGAUGGAUAUGGAUGAUGGGAGCUGUAGUCCAACCCUCAGAGUGCUGGCUGUCUCAGUAACCUUGAUAAAGUAUCAAGUACCUGAAGACCUGGAUCUGCCAACUUGCUUGGGGUGCGCAUACAACAUGCAACCUCGAAAUUUGUUAGGGGCUUGAAGAGCUACCCACCCACCCCCUUCUUACUUUAUU